Messenger RNA from Coregonus clupeaformis (lake whitefish), 2786 nucleotides. RefSeq lists its product as uncharacterized. The record is from RefSeq and is a predicted model, not a curated record. The transcript is spliced from 2 exons. NCBI's taxonomy places the organism in Eukaryota, Metazoa, Chordata, Actinopteri, Salmoniformes, Salmonidae. The coding region runs from base 660 to 1145 and encodes 161 amino acids.
AUUCCUUUGACACCAGCUUUCUUUUUAGCCAAACUGCAUCACCAUGGCAGUCCCAAUUCAUCAGGGUCAAAAGCUGUGUUGGUUUUACCAAUUCAAGCAUAUGACCAUGUGAGAAGUAAAAGUGCGUGAAAUGCAAUGUCGAUAGUCUUAGGUAGACUGGCUGUUUGUAGUCGUGAUGCUGUGCAGAUGAUUUCAGCACCACUGUCGUGGGAACAGCUCCACACUAUUUUACAUGCUAGUUCUGAAGUGCGUGCAUGUGACCAAUAGAAUGUACGUUGGGGUUCAAGGCGUUUUUUCAGUUUAUUGAUCGCGUAUCUGUAGGUCAUAUAGGCUACGCUUGAAGCUUUUCAGAAGGCAUAGGAGCCUCCAAUGUAGACUCAAGUGAUGAAUGUGGAACACAGAUGUGCAUCCACUGUGGGUGUGUGUGGACAGAGUACAGCUUUCGCAUUGUGUGAUACGUCAUUGCGAUCUAUGAGAAUUCUCUCUACUCCCCAUAUCGCCACUCAAGCCGGUCCUCGAUUCUUGAAACGGCUUCGACUAGACAGUUUCACCAGGUAAAUCUAAUGGGACAGUCGAGGCCUUUGAUUCCAUUUGCCUCGUCGCGCUGAGGUUGGAGAGGACAUAUUACUACCCUGAAGUGAAAAUCAAAGCCCAACGAAAUGACAAACAAGGAGUCCGAGGAUGUGGGUCUCUCCAUACCACUGUGCAUCUACAACGGAGCUUCCCAAACCAACGGCACCUGCAUGGACCAAAUGGGACGCUUCUUCCAACCGUUCUCCUCGACCUUUGCGCUCAUGGUGCUGGUGGCAAUGAUCAUUGGGAUAAUAUUGGUUUCCCUGGCAGCAUUUCACUUUAACAAGAGGAGGAUGAAGAAGAGGAAGAUCCAGCGUGCCCAGGAGGAAUACGAGCGUGACAACCGCAGCCCGUCCACCAAGGCGAAGAGAGAGCCGGCGAGACCAUGCAUUAUUGUCCGACCAUCGCCUCGAGAUGGCGAACACCGGCCACACUCCGCUGUCCAAAAUACCAGUUGUCACAUUCAGGAAGACCCCGGUACCUUACCCAUUGCAAAUAAUGCGUCAGAAUUGGAUAUGGCACACAUUGAGCAAGGAGAUGGACAAGUGCUGGAAACGGUCGUCUUGUCUUGAUAACUCUGCAAUUGAAAGUGUUGGGACUUUGUAAAUAGACAAUAUAUCCACGUUAUAGUUCAGGUGUAACUGACAAAGAAACAACAUCAAUUUGGGAUUAACUGGGAAAAGCAAUAUGGCACAAAAACAAACACUACGACCUCAAGGAACUAUGUUUGCCAUUUUCAUCAUAAAUCACACCGAGUGGAUUGAUAUGUGCCACGUUUGUAAAUCGUGUAUAAAAGUAAAAUCCGUCAGUAUAUUGGAAUACAUUUGUGGAAUAAUUUCAGCAAAGGACCAUUUGGUAAAGUAUUGUAAAUUGAAGACAGGCUACUAGAAAGAGCGCUUUCGGUGGUGCUGAAAUGACAGGCCCACUAGAAAGAGCGCUAUCCAUGGUGCUGAAAUGUAGAUACGUUCAUGUGCCGCUAGCACAAUUUCGUUGUGUAGAUGUAAAUUGCUAGUUGUCCAAGUAUUUAUUUCUGCGACUAUUUCUACUACUGGACUUGCAAAUGGUAGAAUUUGAUUUUUACCUAAAGAAAUAUUGCCCAAAAAAUUCACUCAAACCUCUUAAAACCAGUGCCACAUAACAAGCUUCACUUUAUAAAUCAUUCAGUUGCUAUAUUGUCAGGCUUGAAAUGGGUGACAUAGCACAUUUUAUGUAAUAUCCUCUGGCGACCAUGCAUUCCUCUUAGUAUCAAUCCAUUUGAUUUGAUUUGUACAACACUUUCAAACGAAGAGCAAGUAGAUGUAGGAAGAAACCUUAAAAUGAACCAGACUCUCUGAUGAGGAUGUGCUAUAUGGCACCCUUUCACAACGUUUUGUAGGAGCUAUCAAAUAAAGCUUUUAUGUCAUGUUUGACAAAGUCUCAUAAACCUACUUCAGGCUUUUGGCUUUAAAAGUGUGGCAAGAGGCUUAAGUUGCCAUGUGUUGCGGUUAGGCAGUGCAGACUGUAUUUAGAAAUGGCCUCAAACAAUUAUUUUCAGAGAUGCAUAGUUUAAUUUAAAUGAUGCAUUUUUAUUGGUUGUUGAUAUAAAGGACAUCAAUAUUUUCUUAAAUGUCUUUAAGAUGACUGUAGGUUCUAGCUUGUGUGACUUCUUGUAGGGCACAAUGCGUUUGGUUUGUAAUAAUGCACUAUUCGAGAUUUAAUUUACUUUCAUGUGCCAGAUAGCUGUGAGUCCUAAUAGCCUAUAGCAGUUUCAGUAUUUAUAAUGUACCCUCUGAAAUGUAAUAAAUGGGGAAUCAUAAAUAUUUUUUUGCUUUUUUUCUUUGUCAUGCAUGUGACAUUGUAUGUCUCAUUUUCUACCUUGAACCACGUUAUGUCAAAAAUAAUAUUUGUGUAACAAAAAAUGUCCAGGUGAACAAAAAGGAGAGCAGUCAUUGAUAAUAUCAAUCAAAGAUCAAUAGAGUUUAAUACAAUAAUUCAGGGAGACGCCUCCAGAACGGAAGCAUAGAAAAUGUCUAACAGGUCUCUUGGAGACAGGACCUUUCUAAUCAGACCGUAGGCUACCAAAUGUUAUCUACACAUCAGCGCGAGACGCUUGUAUAAAGUCAGUCAAAACCAAAGACAGUGGCCUUGUCCGAAAUCUGGCUUGCCUAGGCUACUACUUACUAAAAAGGAAUAUUAUGUACUGGAGGAGCUAUAGGAGCACGGGCUCAUUGCAA